This is a messenger RNA of Oncorhynchus keta (chum salmon), 1820 nucleotides long. RefSeq names its product zinc finger protein 664-like. The coding region runs from base 280 to 1500 and encodes 406 amino acids. NCBI's taxonomy places the organism in Eukaryota, Metazoa, Chordata, Actinopteri, Salmoniformes, Salmonidae. The transcript has 2 exons. The record is from RefSeq and is a predicted model, not a curated record. Gene Ontology annotation, biological process: regulation of transcription by RNA polymerase II. Gene Ontology annotation, molecular function: DNA-binding transcription factor activity; RNA polymerase II cis-regulatory region sequence-specific DNA binding.
CGUAUAAUGAAGUGGACGGAACUCUUCUUUCAACAGCAGCAACAGUUAGUCAGACACCUCGGUAGCUUGAUAGACAAAAUAGACGAACCAAUAAAGCUCUUUAGACGCUUUCGUGUAUAUUAGCCACUGUGUUUUAAACACACGCAUAUCGUCUAGUUAGUUAUCCAAUUAAAUUUGAUCCAAUUUAAUUUCAUAUUUACGGUGUUGUUUUUGUUCAAGCUUGGUCAGCUAGCAGGCUGGUUAAGUUAGCAUUAGCCUACCUAGCUAACAUCUCCGACGAUGAGUUCACUAAGCUUCUCUCCUUCUAAAGAAGAGGUCUGCUGGACGGAGAAAGAGGGUCUGUGGCUGAACAUUGUCGUGAAAGAGGAGAAGGAAGAAGAGGAUGUCACAAUACAAAAACAAGUAGCGGUUGAUAAAGACGUUUCAGUGAAAGAAGAGAAAGGCGCGUUCAGAGUGAAAGAGGAGGAGGAUGUUACAGUAAAAGAAGAGGAGGAAGAGAAAGAGGAGGAUGCAGUUUUUGGAGUGAAAGAGGAGGAGGGGGAGAUGACUGUCACAUCGAAAAAGGAGGAGGAAGAAGAGGAGGACACUGGAUAUCUGGGCCCGGUUUCUCAAACGCAUCUUAAAGCGUCCAAUGGUUCUAACGGUGAACUUAGCAGUAAGAUGCUUCUGAGAAACCGUUCCUCGAUUUACACUAGAGAAGGAUGUGACUAUCGUGGAUCCUCUGGGGAGCCUCAACAACAGCAUGAUGCUGAAGAGACAGAGAAGAGUCUCUCCACAUCAGAACACCUCAAACACCAGCAGAGACCCAGAGGGAAGAAACCUCACCACUGCUCUGACUGUGGGAAGAGAUUCCCCUCUUCAGCUGACCUUAAAAGACAUCUGAGAAUCCACACGGGAGAGAAACCUAAUAGCUGUGAUCAAUGUGGGAAGAGUUUUAGUGUUACAAGCAGCCUGAAAGCACACCAGAAAACACACACAGGAGAGAAACCUUAUAGCUGUGAUCAAUGUGGGAAGAGAUUUGUUACAUCUAGCAGUCUGACUAUACACCAGAGAAUACACACUGGUGAGAAACCUUAUAGCUGUGAUCGAUGUGGGAAGAGUUUUAAUGUUCCAAGCAGCCUGAAAACACAUCAGAGAACACACACAGGAGAUAGACCUUACAGCUGUAGUCAAUGUGGGAAGAGGUUUACUUCAUCGAGCCAGCUGACUAUUCACGAGAGAACACACACAGGAGAGAAACCUUAUAGCUGUAGUCAAUGUGAGAAGAGGUUUACUCAUUCAAGCAACCUGAUGGUACAUUUGAGAACGCACACUGGAGAGAAACCUUAUAGCUGUGAUCAAUGUGGCAAGAGUUUUGUUACAUCUAGCUGUCUGACUAUGCACCAGAGAACACACACAGGAGAGAAACCUUUUAGCUGUGAUCAAUGUGGGGAAGAGUUUCACUCAGGCAAAUAUCCUGAUAGCACACCGGAGAACACACACAGGAGAGAAACCUCAUAGCUGUGAUCAAUGUGGGAAGAGUUACUCUGGUAAAAGAUCUCUUAUUAAACACCAGAAAAUACAUGAAGGACUUGUUUCAUGAUAUCAAUGAAAUGAUGUCACAAUGUAGAAUGUUUUAACAUUGUAGUAGGAGUAUUCUAAUGAUGUCAUAAUGUAGAACCCUAAAUGAUUGUCUCCUGUUCUAUUGAUUUCAGCAUGAUGUGGAUAUUAUCCUCAUCAGGGGGAAAAUCCAGGUUCUGAAUUGAAAGAGUACUAUUUAUGUGAUUAAAAUCGUGUUGUGUUAGACUUACCUCGUCAGUGACCCACUUGAAUUAAACUGU